Molecule: messenger RNA, 882 nt
Organism: Vicia villosa (hairy vetch)
Lineage: Eukaryota; Viridiplantae; Streptophyta; Magnoliopsida; Fabales; Fabaceae
Exons: 5
Coding region: 1-882 (293 amino acids)
Source: RefSeq, a predicted model, not a curated record
AUGGUUCGAGUGAAAACUGAAGGGGAAUGGUUGAAUGGUUCAGAAAUGGUGAUGGUGAAUGCCUUAUCAAAUGAUGGAGCAAGCUCUGAUUUUAUAGGAGUUGAAGAAUCAGAAGAUGACUUUGAAGAUUCUAGAGAAGAGUCAGAAUCUGAGGUUUCUGAAAAUAAGUCAGAGUUAGAAGAUGAUUCUGAAGCUGAAGACAAGUCAGAAUCCGAAGAUUUUGAUGAUGAUCAAGAAUAUGGUGGUGGUCAUGCUUCUGGAAGGGAAAACUCUGAAGACAUAGGUUCUGGAGGACAAGAUUCUAAAGAUGAUCAUGUUUCUGGUGUUAAUCAUGACGUUGAAGGUGGAACUUCUGAAGGCGGAGCUUCUGAAGGUAGUCCAGCUUCUGACGGUGGUCAUGAUUCUGAAAGAAAAGAUUAUGAAGUUGUUGCAGAAUCAGAAGAUGACUUUGAAGAUUCUAGAGAAGAGUCAGAAUCUGAGGUUUCUGAAAAUAAGUCAGAGUUAGAAGAUGAUUCUGAAGCUGAAGACAAGUCAGAAUCCGAAGGUGAUUCUGAGUCUGAAGGAGAAUCAGAAGAUGAGUCAGAAUCAGAAGAAGAUUCUGCUUUUGAAGAUGAGUCGGAACUUGAAAAUUUUGAUGAUGAUCAAGAAUAUGGUGGUGGUCAUGCUUCUGGAAGGGAAAACUCUGAAGACAUAGGUUCUGGAGGACAAGAUUCUAAAGAUGAUCAUGUUUCUGGUGUUAAUCAUGACGUUGAAGGUGGAACUUCUGAAGGCGGAGCUUCUGAAGGUAGUCCAGCUUCUGACGGUGGUCAUGAUUCUGAAAGAAAAGAUGCUUCUGAUGUUCUAGUGUUGCUCAGAAGCAGUAGAGCUUCUGAGGUUGAUUAG